Messenger RNA from Girardinichthys multiradiatus, 2526 nucleotides. RefSeq names its product coenzyme Q4 homolog (S. cerevisiae) (gene coq4). The record is from RefSeq and is a predicted model, not a curated record. Lineage: Eukaryota; Metazoa; Chordata; Actinopteri; Cyprinodontiformes; Goodeidae. The coding region runs from base 38 to 877 and encodes 279 amino acids. Gene Ontology annotation, biological process: ubiquinone biosynthetic process. The transcript has 7 exons. Gene Ontology annotation, cellular component: mitochondrion; mitochondrial inner membrane.
AAAAUCCUGCACGCAUGCGCACUAACUGUAGCUAACAAUGUGGCAUCGCUUGUCGAAUCCGUUCUUACGGCUAAAUCAGAGGCAGGGGUCUUUAACAUCUAAAGGUUUUAAAGCUGUGCGCGCCCACCGACUGCACACCGGCAGUGCUGAACUGACAUACAGUUGCUAUGAUGGGCUGUACCCCGGACACAUCCAGACCACCUCCUUCCAGAAAGCACUGCUGGCCGUUGGAUCGGGUGUGGCGGCUCUGCAGAACCCCUACAGACACGACAUGGUUGCUGUGCUGGGAGAGACUACAGGACAUUUAGCUCUUCUAAAUCUCAGGGACCGGAUGAGAAAUGACCCUGAGGGUUACACGAUCCUGACAGAGAGGCCAAGGAUCCGCCUGUCUACACUUGAUCUGGAAAACAUGGCCUCCCUACCUGAUGGAUCUUUUGGGCGAGAGUAUCUCAGAUUUCUGGAGGAUAAUAAAGUGACGCCUGACUCUAGAGCGGAGGUGAAGUUUGUAGACAACGAGGAGCUAGCCUAUAUCAUGCUGAGAUACAGAGAGGUCCAUGACUUGUUGCACACUUUACUAGGCAUGCCCACCAACAUGCUGGGUGAGGUGGCAGUGAAAUGGUUCGAAGCUGCUCAGACGGGGCUUCCCAUGUGUGCCCUGGGUGCUGUACUGGGGCCACUUCGGCUGAAUUCAAGUCGUUUGGAAUCGCUCUUCACAUCUUUGGGCCCCUGGGCCCUGCAGAACGGCAGGCGGGCCCGCUGUGUCCUCUGCAUUUUUUAUGAGAGGCGAUGGGAGCAGAGCCUGGAGGACCUCAGACAGGAGCUCAACAUCGAGCCUCCUCCAGUCAUACUCAGAGCCUCAAACAAGAGGAACACCUGAAAAAAAGGCGGAAGAAGAACUUUUUCACAAACUGUAGAGCAGACAAACAAGAAAUAUUUGAAGGAUGACAGUGGAAUUUACGUCUAGCAGGAUGUAAUUACCUACAGGGGAAAUGAAGGAAUUUUGAUCGUGGCAAGUCUGGCUCAUUCAUCCUGCUCAUCAUCAGUGUUCAGUUUACUCAUGACAUGUUUAGGUUUCCAUUUCUUCCUUAUUGUGACAACAGGCCUCAUCCUGAAAGGUCUGCAGCAGUCAGUUUAGAGUGUGAUGUGUUUUCAGCACUAGUUAACAAAAUACACUUUAACAACAAACCGUUUUAUUAGAACAUUUUAGUAAUGGCCAUCAUUAUCUGCACCCUCAUUUACUAGAACAUGAAAACAGCCCCCAGCAGACUCUGUGUAAGUGUUUCUGAUUUACCUGUUUUAACCGAGUGGUGGGAAAGGAGCACAAGUGCAGCUGCGUCGGUUUGACAUUUAGGCUCUCUUAUCACAAAAUGCAAUAAUUACAUCAACAUGUAAUGAAAUUGUGCACAGGUGUUUGUCAAUUUUUCGUUCUGACUGACAGAGCUCAUAACAGUCAGUACAGGCAGAUGUACCGUGAUGAUAAAACCACAUUUCCAGGAAACAAAAUCCAGGAAGUAUGUGGCUAAUUUAGCAUGAGAAUUUCUGUAGAAAUGUUACUGGUAUGUGCCUGAUGGGCCUGCCCCCAAUCCAGUUUUGCUUUCUGCUGAAAAUGUAUAGCAUGAGUUUUUUUUCUACCAGCUUCUCUCACGGUGCAACGUUAAGCAUUUGAUUACAGGGAAGUAAGCAAGCAAAGAUAAUAAAAGACAUUAAUAUUUUCAGAAAUUCAUAACUUUAUACUUAUGACAUAGAACACAAAGAGUCCCGAAUAUUGUACUCAAGUAAUAUAACAUUACUAUGGUUAAUUAAAAAGAAGAUGACUGUGCUGUUUAAAAGGACAUUGCAUGCAUUUUUCUUGUUUUCCUUCAUAUGCAGUUCUGAAAGUUGUUUUAUUUUGCACCUAAAUUAAUUCUAGAUGCAAAAUAAAAAUAGCAAUGAAGAAAUAAAAAUGUGGGAUUUCAUUUUUCAACAUAAGUGCUUUGAAUAUUUUAAAUGUUUAGAUUUUUUUUACAUGCCAGGGAACAUAUGUAUUUAACAAGUCAACAUUUGUUUUACAGUGAAAAUAUUUAAAAUGAGGUAAUUAACAUCAAAUCCACACCAGAUUUUGGUAACAACCCAAACAAUCAUCAUAUACAGAGAAAUCAUACUAUAUUUAACACUACAUUUCUGUAAUAAAAUGUUUUUAUUGGUCUAAUGUAAUAUAUUAAAUGUAUAUAUACAGACAGCACACACAGUUUACCAAAUUUAAGUUUAUUUCUUCUAAGCAUAUAGCUCCAACCAUCCCUCAAAUUGUCAUUUCCAGCAAACUUUAUGAACAUGUCAUAUUGGACCAUUUUUGUGUUUAAAUGUUGUACAGAUUGGUUGACAUGGCCAUUUUUUCCCUUUGUAUUGUGUGACCGUGUCCUUCACAUGUCCUCGGUCUCUUAUCAGAGGAACACAGCGUUAAAGGAGACUUCACGCUUUUCUGUAUCAGUUUGUUGUCACAUAAAAUCAGAGCUUAGACGUCAUGGCUGAAAUAAAACAGGAAGCAGA